Molecule: messenger RNA, 1338 nt
Organism: Antrostomus carolinensis (chuck-will's-widow)
Lineage: Eukaryota; Metazoa; Chordata; Aves; Caprimulgiformes; Caprimulgidae
Gene: KYAT1
Product: kynurenine aminotransferase 1
Exons: 14
Coding region: 61-1338 (425 amino acids)
Biological process (GO): biosynthetic process
Cellular component (GO): cytoplasm; mitochondrion
Molecular function (GO): pyridoxal phosphate binding; L-kynurenine:2-oxoglutarate transaminase activity
Source: RefSeq, a predicted model, not a curated record
AACUGGGUCUUGCAGCGUUCCUGCUCUGAAGGUUGGUCAGCAAUAACCCAUGAGGCAAAAAUGUCAAGGCCAGUGCAAGCUCGGAGGCUGGAGGGAAUAGAGAAGAAUAUCUGGGUGGAGUUUGUAAAACUGGCUGCCACCUACUCCACAGUGAACCUGGGCCAGGGCUUCCCUGACUUCCCCCCACCGGAUUUUCUGAAGGAAGCAUUCACAAGAGCCCUCAGCGGGGAGAACCACAUGCUGCACCAGUACACUCGUGGCUUCGGACACCCACCUCUGGUGAAGAUCCUGGCACAGUUUUUUGGGAAGCUGCUUGGACGAGACCUGGAUCCUAUGACCAAUGUGAUGGUGACUGUGGGGGCGUACCAAGCCCUUUUCUGCUGCUUCCAGGCUUUUGUUGAUGCAGGUGAUGAGGUGAUAAUCAUUGAGCCUUUCUUUGACUGCUAUGAGCCAAUGGUGAAAAUGGCUGGUGGGACAUCUGUGUUUGUUCCUCUGAGACCGAAAGCUCCAAAAGAUGGAAAAUUGAUGUCUAGUGCAGACUGGCAGCUGGACCCAGCUGAACUGGCUUCUAAAUUCAGUGAACGGACAAAAGCCAUCGUACUGAACUCACCUAACAACCCUCUGGGCAAGGUAUUCAGCCGAGGAGAGCUGGAGCUCAUUGCAGACCUGUGUGUGAAGCACGACGUCCUGUGCAUCAGCGACGAAGUGUACGAGUGGCUGGUCUACGAUGGGAAGGAGCACAUCCGCAUCGCCAGCUUGCGAGGGAUGUGGGACCGCACGGUGAUCAUUGGGAGUGCUGGGAAAACCUUCAGUGCCACUGGAUGGAAGGUGGGCUGGACCGUGGGACCCAACCGGCUGCUGCAGCACCUCCGUACUACGCACCAAAACUCAGUGUACCACUGUGCCACAGUUGCCCAGGAGGCCGUGGCUCAGGGUUUCCAGAGGGAGCUCGAGCUCUACGGGAAACCAGAAAGCUACUUCAUCCAGCUGCCCAAGAUGCUGCAGCAGAAGAGAGACUGGCUGGUCCAGAGCCUGGAUGCUGUGGGGAUGAAACCCAUUGUCCCCGAGGGCACCUACUUCUUGGUGGCAGACAUCUCCGAGUUCAAAUCUGAUGUCCCUGAUGUCCCAGACUCUGAUGACCCCUACGACUCCAGAUUUGCAAAGUGGAUGGUCAAGAACAAGGGACUUGCUGCCAUCCCGCUCUCUGCUUUCUACUGCGAGUCCCACAAGAACAACUACAACCAUUUCAUCCGGUUCUGCUUCGCAAAGGAGGAAGCUACACUGAAAGCAGCAAAUGACAUAUUGCAAAAAUGGAAACGUGAGAAAACCAGUCCCUGA